Molecule: messenger RNA, 1230 nt
Organism: Musca domestica (house fly)
Lineage: Eukaryota; Metazoa; Arthropoda; Insecta; Diptera; Muscidae
Product: protein twisted gastrulation
Exons: 2
Coding region: 205-999 (264 amino acids)
Biological process (GO): regulation of BMP signaling pathway
Source: RefSeq, a predicted model, not a curated record
AAGAAUGACCGAGCAGGACACUUUUCAAUUUAGUGCUGUGACAAUCUUCAACACAACAACAUCAAUUCGGUCUUUCCUUUAUUUGCUUGUCUUAAUUCUUAUUGUGAUAGAGUGUUUCUGGGCGUGUGUGUGUCUGUGUUGAUUUCUUGGAUUUUAGCUGCUAAUUGUUGUUUUGGAUACACAACAGAGGGUCGGUGAUUGAAAAUGUUCCUUACAAACUUAUCUACUGCCAUGGCUGUGUGGUGUUCGGUGGCUGUGGCACUGAUUUGUCCCAUCAUUACCCUGGCCAAUGCUGAUGGCUGCAAUGAGUUUGUGUGUGGCUCUGUGGUAUCCAAGUGCCUCUUGACACAGAGUUGUCAAUGCAAACUUUCCGAUUGCUUCUGCUGCAAGGACUGUCUUAAUUGUUUGGGGGAAUUGUAUACGGAGUGUUGCAGUUGCUUGGAUAUGUGUCCCAAACACAAUGACACAUUAAGUGCACUGGCGCCCAAGUCGCAAAUUGGUGACUUUGAGGGGGUGCCCGAGUAUUUUGAUGCUCUAACCGCCGUGGAAGAUGAAAAUCAAUGGACUACAAUACGUUUUCCCAUGCGCAAUAGUUUGCAGCGCCACUACAACAUGGCCACCGGUACAUUUGGCUUUGGCUCACCACCAUAUGGCUCGGGAGAUGCUGGCCAAGAGACCUCCUUGCAGAAUAUACCCACCACAGUUAAUUGCACAGUGAUAUUCUUGAAUAAUUGCAUGAACAAUAAAAAAUGUUCUGAUUAUUGUGAAAGUAUGGGUUCCAACAGCUAUCGCUGGUUUCAUGACGGCUGCUGUGAGUGCGUCGGUUCCAAUUGUUACAACUAUGGCAUCAAUGAAAGCCGCUGCUCUGCCUGUCCCGAGGACGAAGAUGACGAAGAGAUGUUCGAUGUUGACAGCAUGGAUGAUGCGGCUGAUUAUGCUGGAGAAAAUGACGAAUACAUGCCAUGGGAUUAUGGGGAAGAGGAACUGAAUUAUAAUUAAAUUUCUGUAAUUUAUUUGUUCGACCAUGCGUUUGGGGGGGCGCAAUAUGCGUAUGUGUGUGUGUGUGUCAUAUACAUCUUCAUAGCGUGUUAUUAUUAUUUAGGUUAAGUAUAUUUUUGCAAAAAGUUAAACUGCCAGUGAUAUUUAUUAUUGUAUGUGUAUAUAUUAGAAUAUUAGUUUUAAGUUAGAGGACAUUUUUCAGGGGAAUAAAGAGAAAACAAAAUGAAAAUA